Messenger RNA from Salvia miltiorrhiza (redroot sage), 741 nucleotides. RefSeq names its product zinc finger CCCH domain-containing protein 3. NCBI's taxonomy places the organism in Eukaryota, Viridiplantae, Streptophyta, Magnoliopsida, Lamiales, Lamiaceae. The coding region runs from base 49 to 513 and encodes 154 amino acids. The transcript has 5 exons. Gene Ontology annotation, molecular function: zinc ion binding; nucleic acid binding. Gene Ontology annotation, cellular component: U12-type spliceosomal complex. The record is from RefSeq and is a predicted model, not a curated record.
AAGCUUUUAAAAACCAAUAGAUACAAAUAUUGUGGGAGAUUAGGAAAAAUGCCGCUGGGGAAAUACUACUGCGAUUAUUGCGAUAAACAAUUCCAGGACACUCCGCCGUCACGGCGGCGCCACCUCAACGGCGUAGCUCACCAGAGGGCCAAAGCUCUCUGGUACGACGCCCUUCGCUCCUCCUCGCAAUUGGCUCCGGAUCAGGUUGACGACUUCCAGUCCGUUGGCAAAGGCGUCUGCCAUCGAUUUGUCCGUACGGGUUCAUGCCAAUAUGGACAUUCAUGCAAGUAUUAUCACCCCAAGAAAAAUUUACCAAAUAUGAAUGCUCAAAGAAUGGAAGGAACAACUGCCCAGUCUGGGGGUAUUCCCGGUAGUCGUUUGAACGGAGGAGCCACUCUGCCUGCCCUACUCUUUGGCAAUCAAAUGGGAAUGUCGCUUGGAAACCUACCUCCGUCGUUGUUGCCUCCUCCAGAAGGUGGAUAUCCUCCUCUACCCUUUGUUGAUUGGGGAUAGGUGUGCUACCUUUUCAUACCAGCUAUAGUUUAAUAUACCAAUAUUUGUAAUACUUCUUUUGAGCUUGUUUUUACUACACCCACAAGUUUCUUGUUAGCUAAAAUACAUUAUUUCUCACCUUAUUUAUGCCUUUCUCAUGAUACAUUCUUCUCAACAGCUUUAUAGAAACCUUUUGUAAUCUGCAUUUUUCUAGAAACUGUUCUGUUAAGCUUGAAAGAAUUUUGAACU